AAGUGCUAAAUUUAGGAAAAAAUAAUUUUCACGACCAUCUCGACUUAUUCGUGAACCUCUACUUGAACAGCAAGAAUAUCAUUAGCUAAUAUUUCUAAAAUUUCACGGAUUAUGUUCGAAGCGGUUUGUGCAUAUUGGUGAAGUUGUGAAUUUGGAGUGAACGUGAGAUCUCUCAUUUUCAUCUUGGAAUUCUGACUUCAGAAGCAAUGUUAGACUUAGACUUCUGUUGAUUGUGCAAUAAACCACAGACUGUGAUACUGAAAUGCCUCUCUAUGGAUACCUGAUUCAAGUAAAUAGGAGUGGAAAUGAUGGAGCCCGUUAUACACUUACAAAAACAAUAUGCACCAUCGGUAGAGGAUCAGAUUGUGACGUAACAAUUGUCGCAGCGAGUCUCUCUCCUGAACAUUGCCGCAUCGUUGUCAACACACAGGGGGAAGUGUUUUUUACCAGUUCCUCUCCAUGGGCCCCUGCACUUUUGAAUAAUGAACCUGUGCAAAACAUUGACCAGUUAUUUCAUUAUGAUGUCUUCACUGUUGUUGGUCAUUCAUUUAGGUUUGAAACACCAAGUGGUCAACCACUACGGAAUACUGGAUCUCAACCUCCACCUUUGUGUAUAGGAAUGAACAGAUUUGUACAUGUUCCUCCCAGAUUAGACUUUACAAAAUGUAUUACAGAUUUCCAAGAGCCAGCACCCAGAAGUGGCCACAGAAUAGUUGUGACAGAAGAUAAUAUUUGGAGCAUAGGGGGCUACAACUCAGAUCUAUGGGACAUUGAGAAUGAUGACUUCACUAAUUACCCAUUAUUCAGAGAACUUUGGAAGUUUAACUUUGCAACUAGAAAGUGGAAAAAGAUGACUACAUUAGGACAUAUGCCUAAGGAACUGGCAUCUCAUUCAGCAAUACUUCUUGGUCAGCAGCUGGUAGUGUAUGGAGGAACUGGUAUUCCAUUUGGAGUGGCCAGUAGCAAUGAAGUUUAUGUAUGCAACCUGAAAACAUUACGAUGGAGCAAGCUUAGCACAAGUGGAGAUGUACCCCUCAAGACCUAUGGCAAUAGUGUGAUGCUUUUUGAUGAGAAGCUGUGUGUAUUUGGUGGGACAACAGGAUGGCAAUAUAAUGCUGAGGUACACACCUUAGACCUUAAUACCUUGGAGUGGGAAGACUUAAAUAACAUGGGAAAUAAUACAAAAGAGCCACCUGGAAGGUAUAGACAAGAAGUGGCUCUGCAUAAAAAUAAGCUGUAUAUAUUUGGUGGAGGACGUGCUGACGAAAGCUAUGGCUUUGAGAAUUUACCAGCUUAUGAUUUGCUCAAACUCAGAUGGCAGGAAGUCAAGACAACAGGGGAUGGCAAACAUGGUUUUCCCCAACCUAGAAAGUGUCACUCCUGCAUUCAACAAGAUAAUGAGCUUUACAUGUGUGGAGGCUACAAUGGCAUAGAAAUAUUUGGAGAUUUUUGGAAGUUUAAUCUGGAUGAAAUGAAAUGGACGAAGCUUGAAGCAACUAUGCCAAAACCAGUCUACUUUCACAGCACUAGUCUUACAAAGUCGGGCUGUAUGUACAUAUAUGGAGGGGUUACUCACAUUGAUGAUAUCAGGACUUCUCACAUCUACAGGGUGUGGCUCAAAAUACCUAAACUUAGUGAACUAUCAUGGCAGAACAUCACACACACUGUAGCUGAUAUAGAAAAUCAAGAUAAGUCCCAUCUUCUACAACUAGGAAUUCCAAUACAAUAUUUGGAUAGAAUCAACUGAAGAUGCACUCAAGAAACACCCUGCCAAGCUCAUUGUAAUUAAGCCCAAAAAUCCAUCAUUUUCAUUCAUUGAUGCAAGAUGCAUAUACAAAGUACAUGUAUGCAGUAAAACCAAGUUUUGCAUUUUAGUUACAAUUCACUAUGAUGUCAUUGUGAUAUAGCAGCAACCAUGUGAAGAUUCACCUUUAACAUUUGGGAAUGCUGAAAAAUUCGGGAAAAUAGUACUUCAAUUUCAAUGUGUAGAAAUGUAAUUUAAGAAAGUUAGAAAAAACAGUGCGUAACUUCUGAGAGACAACCCUUGUAGUUAAGCCAUUUAUUCCAGCAAACUGAUCUCUUGCUUGAAGAUCUCUCCAGAGAACACAAAGUACUGAAGUAGAUUCAUGUCCAACAAAACAUUCAAAUGAGUUGAAGCA
Owenia fusiformis is the source of this 2159-nucleotide messenger RNA. Lineage: Eukaryota; Metazoa; Annelida; Polychaeta; Sabellida; Oweniidae. The record is from the annotation of a GenBank genome assembly.